AAUUCUAACCUGACAACUUGACAAUUAACAAAUUCGAAAGAAAUUUUAAUUCUAUUGCAAUAACCUUUAAAAAAAUUAUUUCUCGUAAUAUUUCUUAUAAUUUUACAAAAAACUACAGAUUUGUUUAAUACAAAAAUAAUUAUGGAAGGAUUUGAGAUAAGGAUAUCUAAUAGCAAAAAGGGAAAGGGGCUGUUUGCAACAAAGCAAUAUAAUGAAGGCGACAUUAUUUUAGAGGAAGACCCUUUAGUGUCUUGCCAAUUUGCUUGGAAUGCAGCCUACAGAUACUUAGCAUGUGAUCAUUGCAUGAGACCUCUGGAGACUCCGGAACAAAAUGUAAUACGUUUAUCAGGCAAACCGGAUAUUUUAUUGCCACAUUCCAAUUGCUUUGAAGAUGAUCUGUUAAACAUUACGAGUUGCAACCAAUGUGGUAUACUGUAUUGUUCCGAAGAAUGUAAAGUGAACUCUUUAGCUAUUUAUCAUCGUACAUUGUGUUAUAUACAGAAUGAUGCUCAUCAUCCUAUAAAUUUGCUUAUAGAGACAUGGAAACAAAUCCAUUAUCCUCCAGAAACAGCAAAUAUAAUGCUUCUAGUUAGAAUAUUGGCAUAUAUACAGCAACAUUCCGAUCCAGCAUCUGCUGCUGCAACAAUCAAACAAUUUUGUCACAGGACUGUUAAUGAAGAUGCGGAACUAGUCCACAAAGUAUUGGGUGAUGAGUUUAGUGGUCAGUUGAAUACUCUGAGGGAAAUGACAGCAAAUGUUAUUAAUGGAGAAUAUAUACAAGAGUUCCUAACUCCCGAAGGAUUUUGUUCUCUGAUGGCCUUAGUGGGGACUAAUAGUCAGGGCAUCGGCACAAGUCCCCUUUCACUGUGGGUCACUUCGGUGUCACAGUUGACCAUGUCAGAUGAUGAACGACAACAGCUUGAUAUGUUUAUCGAUAAACUGUAUCAGUAUGUUGAAGAAGAAUCUGGUCAAUUCUUAAAUACAGAAGGCUCUGGAUUGUUCCAAUUGCAGAGUGCUUGUAAUCACAGCUGUGCGCCAAAUGCUGAGUCCUCAUUUCCAUAUGGCAAUCACAGGAUACAACUCAAAGCAUUGAAACCAAUAAUGCCAGGACAGGAAAUAUAUAUAAGUUAUCUUGAUGACUGUACUCUGCAAAGAUCGAGGCAUUCAAGACAGAAGGAAUUAGCAGAGAACUACCUGUUUAUGUGUUGGUGCGAACGCUGUAGUUCUCAAAGUUCUGAGCCAGAUUGUACCAGCGAGGAGGAUAAUAGUGAAGAAGAGAUUGAUGCGGAUGACUGAUGUUCUAACUUCCUUGCCCUGUGCUUGCUGGGCAUUUAAGACACUUGUGACAACAAUAUUUACUAUAAUUUUAAUAUUUUCCUUUCCCAAUAUGUGUGCAACAUGUAAGACUUUAUACAAUCACAUUCCUCUUAAGGGAAACAUGUGUUGUGUUUAAAUAAACUCCAGUUAUUCUACUGCCAAAGUAAUACUUAUUAUUGUGUAUGUGUGCCAAUAAAGAAGUAAGGACUAUAAAAUAGAUUUGUAAGACUAGAUACCAUAAGGAGUCUGUAUCUCUAGUAGGAGCCACAUACGUGCCGUUCCUAUCUGUUAAUAUCAUGUACACAGUUAUCGAAUAAUAUAUAAUUGUUUUCUCUUUGGCUUUUUAGAUCUAUCAGUGAAUUCAUUAUUAAGUACAUUGUUUUUUGAACUAUAUGAAAAUGAUGUAAAAUAUUUAUAAAAAAUUAAAAGGAAUAUUAUUAGUGAAAGUAUUUUUAAGAAUAGUGUCGUUAUUAUAGUUUUGAAAAAAUGACACAAAUUUUUCAUACUAUUCAAUAAACAGCCAGUAUCUAGCCUACCACAAAUAUGUAACAACAGGAAUAAGUAUUGCCCUUGUAUUGAUGAGCAAGGUUUGCUCAUAAUCUUAUCUGUAUGUCUGGUUAUAGUCCAAAAACAAAAGAGAAUGUCUAUUUUAUAUACUAAUGUAAAAAGAUUGUAAAUGUAUUCAUAA
Molecule: messenger RNA, 2005 nt
Organism: Vanessa tameamea
Lineage: Eukaryota; Metazoa; Arthropoda; Insecta; Lepidoptera; Nymphalidae
Gene: Smyd5
Product: histone-lysine N-trimethyltransferase SMYD5
Exons: 7
Coding region: 142-1296 (384 amino acids)
Biological process (GO): negative regulation of gene expression, epigenetic
Molecular function (GO): histone H4K20 methyltransferase activity; protein binding
Source: RefSeq, a predicted model, not a curated record